Messenger RNA from Limanda limanda (common dab), 612 nucleotides. RefSeq names its product RAS-like, family 10, member A (gene rasl10a). Bases 1 to 612 code for a protein of 203 amino acids. The transcript has 3 exons. NCBI's taxonomy places the organism in Eukaryota, Metazoa, Chordata, Actinopteri, Pleuronectiformes, Pleuronectidae. Gene Ontology annotation, molecular function: GTPase activity; GTP binding. The record is from RefSeq and is a predicted model, not a curated record.
AUGGUGGAGACUCUGAGUAUCGCGGUCAUAGGCGCUCCCGGAGUGGGCAAAACUUCUAUCAUCCGCCAGUUCAUCUAUAACGAUUUCUCGGAGGUGUACACGCCGACCAGGAGCAGAUACGUGUACAGACCCUCCGUCAUCCUCAACGGGAACAUGUAUGAGCUGAAGGUUCUGGACGUCCCGCCAAUCUCCUCUUUUCCAUCCAGCUCCAGCCAGGAGUGGCUGGACCGGCGCUGCAGAGGCGUCCGCAACGCCAACGCCUACAUCCUGGUGUAUGACAUCUGCUGCGUGGAGAGCUUCGAAUACGUCAAGAUGAUCCGACAGCAGAUAGUGGAGCACAGGGAAGGCAGCAGCAGUGAGGUGCCAAUCCUGGUGGUGGGCAACAAGAGAGAUCUGCAGCGGCAGCGCUUCAUGCCUCGCAGGGCAGUUUCCGUCCUGGUGAAGAAAACCUGGAAGUGCGGUUAUGUCGAGUGCUCUGCCAAGUUCAACUGGCACGUCGUGCUGCUCUUCAAAGAGCUGCUGGGCAUCGCAGUGGCACGGGGCACGCGCCACAACCACACCUCUAUCCGGCUGCAGGGGGCACUACAGAGGAAUCGCUGCACCAUCAUGUGA